This is a messenger RNA of Aspergillus nomiae NRRL 13137, 438 nucleotides long. RefSeq lists its product as uncharacterized. Bases 1 to 438 code for a protein of 145 amino acids. NCBI's taxonomy places the organism in Eukaryota, Fungi, Ascomycota, Eurotiomycetes, Eurotiales, Aspergillaceae. The record is from RefSeq and is a predicted model, not a curated record. The transcript is spliced from 3 exons.
AUGAUCAUCCCCUCCACCAUUCUACUUGGCCUUUUGCUCACAAUUUUAAGAGUUCCACAUGCAGGCGCGAAUCCGAAUAGUUUCGCUCGCCAGGCAUCCCAUAACCUUCCCUCCUGUGGACAGCUUAUGUUAGAUGCUUACGGUACCUUCCGGACAAAGGAGUGCGAAUCAGCUGCACGUCUUUUACAUAUGAAAAGAGGAUUGCAAGACCACACAGGUAUGCUUCCAGGUGGGUCUAUUCUCUAUCUCCUUAUCGAAAAAGCCCCAGGAAAGCAGUUAGAUUCUGCUGGGUUCUGGGAUCUACGGCGCCGGGAGCGUGAUAAAAUCCGACAGACCUUCAAAGCUGCAUGGGAGGAAUGUGUUGCCAAGGGGUUUCGACCCUACGGAGAUGUGUCGGGUUUAUUUUGGGAUAGUUCCUCGGACAAGAUUACCAUUUAG